Molecule: messenger RNA, 9101 nt
Organism: Neurospora tetrasperma FGSC 2508
Lineage: Eukaryota; Fungi; Ascomycota; Sordariomycetes; Sordariales; Sordariaceae
Exons: 2
Coding region: 1-9075 (3024 amino acids)
Source: RefSeq, a predicted model, not a curated record
AUGGAACUGGAGAGGGCCCUGCUAUCGCCCAUUACAGAGGAACAACCCGCUGUAGCGACGCUAGCAGAGACAACAAACACCGGCCCUCUCGUCGUCCACGUCCAUAUCCAGUUCCACGAUCAGGACCUUCACUCCGUCACUCACAACCAGACAUAUGUUAGCUCGCCAUACUUCGAACCUACGGGGAGGAUAUGCAAUGGCUUGCUUCGCCGCAUCGAGCACUGCUCCGAGGAGCUCAUCACCCGGACCGACCCCACGGCCCUUGACAUGAUCAAGGAAGGAUCCCAUGACCGUAAGCCAUUGCGCUUCGAACUCACCUAUCGCGUCACAAGAGCUGGAUGGAUGGGGGAAUGGGCCGUCAGGACGUACAGGUCGUAUCAGCAACGGCCUUUAACAGCCGCGUCGGCCAAGGAGGUUAUCAUCGCAAGUCACCAGACGGUAGGCAUGUUUUUCCGACGACAUGACAGUGACUUUCGAUGGCUGGGGGGCUCUGUUCUCGAUGCGACACCCGAAACCGCCGAUUCGUCUCUAGACUCAGAAGUUGGGCAGAUGUCGCUUGUCGCUAUUCCCUCACCCCGAUUUUUCGAGGAGUCCCAGACAUUCGAAUUCGUCCCCGGUUACAGUAUCGAGGUCUCCCUUCGACACAGGAACCCACGGCGACUUAUUCCGGCAUUCAAGAGGGCAGUCAAGGUUUACAGCAGACAGGCGACUCCUCUUACGGCUGAGAUGGGCAGAGAUCUACUGGCGAACGCAGCAGAGGCUAUUAAUCGCAGCUUGGGUCCCAGGAGGCAGAGGCUUGAAAUUCAUGCGCAGCAAUGUACAACAAUGACAUGCCAGCAUCGCGACAGUACGGCCCUCAAUAUCGACGUGAGGAUCUCAAACGGAAUGGGGCCUGCUCACAACAGCCUACAGCGCAGCAUAAGAAGCAGUCUCUCAUUAUUUCACGAUUCUCAUGGCGAAGAUUUUGUGCGAGAUGUUGAGGAGUCCCUUGCAGAUGUCACACAGGUCAUCGAUGCCCAGAUCAACCAAACGAACGAUUUCGAAUUCACGAUAUGUGAGUUGAAAGGGGUGAACUGGUCAGUUCAGGUACCUGCGGCAUUCACAGUCGGGCCUUCUGCAUCGCACGGGCGACGAGACAUCCAGGCGGUUUUAGACCGUAUCCAGACUAGCAUCGGCGAUGUCCUACAGGGGCAUAAUACCGCUGUACGUGUCAACGCACGGAAGCGGGGACAUCUGGUGUUCAAAGAGGUGAUACAAACACAUGAGAUACCCGAAAGGUUAAAAGAGACUUUCCAAUCACACGAGGAAGAAGGGUCUGUCCUGACGUCCAGACUCAAGGAACGAAUCCAGAAGGAUAUCGACAUGAUCUUUAAGGACACCUGCUCGAUCGACGACAUUGCGCUGGAAGAGGAAGAGAGACACCCUCAUCCAAUCGAGGUUCCGCUCUCGCCGGGCCUCUCAGUCGAGUGGCCUGAGAGACAAAACGGACCAUCACUAGAAUUUCCCCCUUUAUCGGCAAAGACUUCGACCGAGCGAGUAAACGACAACCCAAUAUCCUUCGUCAAACGAGCAUUCUCACUCAAACGGCGCUCCACAUCAUCAUUAAGGCAAAGUCUACGGUCUAUUGCUAGCAGCAGAUCCAGUCUGAACAGCCAAGACGACAGCUGCUCCGUUAAUAUCCCACAUUUUCCCGAAGCCCCCGCGAGACCGGUAUCUCCCACCCCAGCAACAUCAACAAAGUCCUCGAAGAAGAGGUUCAGCCUCGGCAAGAAAAUUUCCAACAUGUUCAAAUCGAAGGACUCCAAAAGCGACUUGAAAAGCGAUGUGAAGACCGAUAUCAAAAGCGAGUCGAGCUCCAGGCGACGGUUUUUCAGGUCUUCCUCGUCCAAAAGUACUAAUGCAGUGCCCGUGGCACCUGUAGAGCCAAAGUUGAUGCGAGCUCACACCGUCACGGAAGCAAGCGGCGGUCGGACGCUGCAUCGCCCUACGCGUUCGAUGACGUCGAAUCCAUUAGGUAGCUAUGACGCCACUCAUUCCGCAAGAGGAUCUGUUGAACAACCUCGACCAUUCCAAGCAGCAACUCCCAACCUGGCGAACAGGCACGGGAUUGCAUCCAAAAUUUUCGAAACAUAUCCACAACCGACAGAACCGCGAUGGUCUAUUGAUCGUUUGGAACGACCUGUGAUGGAUACUCCGCAGCUUUAUGAGGAUGCCAAAGAGUUCCCGCACCAAUUGCUCACUCCGGGGCUUACGGCACGAAGCACCGACACCCCUAACCCUUUCCACUGGUUGGCGAGCCCCGGAGCGGAUGCAUACUCGACGGCACCGUCUACACCUGCAUUGAGUUUAGGUGGAGAGUCUUCGCCAAGGCACAGCUUGCUAAUAAGCCCGAUACAUGUGAGACAUCUGGAGUUGAAGGAUAAUACCUCGAGCGAUUUUGAACCUGAAUCCGAGCCCGAAGAGCCCGAGGUUGGGACGGGGGUGACUACGGUGGGCGCUUCGGUCGCGGCAGGGAUGGAAGUUUUGAAGCCUUCGGAAGAUGACGUGCGAUCUGUUGUGUUAACGCCUAAGGACCACACUAUACAGCCCGAGCAAGUAGCCGAGGAGUCCGAUGAAGAAGCUGUAAAGUCAGUGUCUUAUGAUGCUACCGCAACGGCCACUUCGGUAAAAGACACCACGACGGCGCCGUCAGAUUUGCACAAAACAGAAUCGGAGCCUAUAAUAUUGGACGAGACAUUGGCUUCCGAGAAUCGAGAACUCGGAACCGAGCCUGCACCACUGUCCAAUGAGACUCUGUCUGAAGAGUCGGACUUCCCCAAAACUGCUAUCCGCCCGCCGCAGCCCAGUCAUGAGACAACGGUCUCUGUGGAUGCCCGCAAUGCGAAUUCGGAAACAAGGUUGGCUUCAGAUAAAGGGACCGAAGUGCAAAAUGCUCCCGUCGUCCAGAAUGAAGAUCGGGUGAAUGCGACUGAGACCGACUAUUUCAAGGAUUUCGAGUCUCUUGCCGAAAGCAAACCAGUCGCGAAUAUCAUUGGCUCUGCUAUUCACGCGAGUGAAGCAAACGACGCGACCGUCUCUCUAGUUGAUAACCCUGCCGACGACCUGAAUGGGCUGGUUGCGGAACCGGCAAUUACCCAGUCCGGGCCCGAGGGAGACAAAGCCGAGCAUCAACAUGGCCAGGACUGCGACACACGAGGAUCCGAUGUGGAUGAUGUGCCCCCUACCUCCACCGAGGAGGUUGCCCAUGAUAUCCAGCCGACUGUGAAGGCGUUUCAAUCCGGCCCCGAAGAUCAGACUGCUGAGCCGGAUAAUUACGAGGCUGACCUUGUCGCAAGCGAAAUCCGUGACGAGCCCCCUUCAAUGGAUGAAGUCACCCAAGAUUGCAAUGGUAAAGUCUCUGAAGAUGAGAGUGUCGACGCACCUUCAAGAGAUGAAACAAGUCCUCUCGCUGAGCUUGCUGCUCAGGAGCCCAAGCCAGCGCAGUCCAGCCCUGAAGCAGAGGCAUCUGAAACAGGCGAGGAUGGCGCCAAACGCCCCAUUGAGGAUCUGGACCAGAAUGUGUCCGCGGAUUUCUUCGGUGACGUCUCCGAGCCUUCGGUUGCAAAUCACAUUACCUUCGAAGUAUCAGGGGAGCCCAUGGAAGCCAGGGAAACUAUGGUUCAGACGGACACAUCAAGCGAAGGGUCUGUCUCCGAACAUGACAAGGAGUGGUCUGAACUAGCAGAGGGUGACAGUAUCUCGCCCGCGGGCUCAAAAACACUCGUCGAAGAUCAAGAGGAAACAGACAUGAUCAAUACCCUCGCAUCACUUCACAUCUCUUAUACCAACAAAGCUACCGGCGCGAGUACCAAAGGUCAUCAUGUUUUCUUUCCAUGGACGACAAGUGCCGUCGGUUCCGCAUCAGAGCAUCCUGGGUCCAACAAUCAGGACGUUAACGGGAGUACACUGGUGGCGCACGUAGAGAUUCAUGAAUCUGAAACUCGGGAGCCAUCGGACCUUGAAUCAAAGGACGAAGAGAAUACCUUCGGUCCCGUACCAGUGCCCGUCGAGUCCAAGGAAGAUGUUCUUUCCGAUAAUGACACAAUCGAAAUUACUGAUGAAACACCGAAUAGCCUCAGGCAACCAGAUUGGGUGUUUGAAGAGACGGACCGGCCUCACUCAUUGGUAGACACCAAUCACCUCCAACCUUUUGAAGCUCUGGACUCUAGGUCUGAUGCUAUCAAUGUCUCCGCGGGCCCUGAAUUAGCGGCAGAGUCUCCCGAUAUUCAAGAUAAUGAUCAUACCCACAUACUCCCCGAAGCCCCCCUUCCGCUUGAGGACGCUCCCGAUGCUCAAAAGUCGGAGGUGACCUUUCCAAAGGUCGACAAGGCUGACGAGUCAGUGGCUGUGGCUGUGGCUACUGUAGAGCGGACUCCUGAUAUCGAGGAGGAUUACGAGCUGUCAUUUGGUACGGUUGAAACAGCGGCAGAUAUCGAUGCUGUGGAAGCUGUCGAUGAUGUCCAGCACGUCGAGCACGUUGAGGAUGUUGGGACUGCCGUUGAAGCUCCGGAUUUCCAAGAAGACGAGAAGAUUGAGGUCAACGCUACUAAGCCCGACAUGACCGCCCAAUAUGUUUGCAGUUUCGAGGAGCGGGGCCGGCCGUUCGUCAGCACCUCAGACGUUGUUGAGCGUGGCCAUGCUUCUGAUGAGGUCUACGAUAAUCGGGAUGCUGGCGUUGGGGAGAAACCUCACUUUGAUGAUUCGGACACCGAGCAUCGUGAGCCCACGAUUCCUCAAUUCUGGCCCGAUCCCUCCUCGGUCUUCAUUCCGUUCGCCCCUAAGGAGGUCUUGGAAAACGACACUGAGCUUUUUCAUCCUGACUCUAUGUCCACGAUGGAUGUUCCAAUUCUCGGCGUGGAGACGGUUGAGCAUUGCGACCCAACUCUACCGCAGUUCCGUUCCAGUGACGUCCUUGAGAUUGCCUCUCGUUCUUACGCCGUUAGUGGGGAUACAGAGGAGGGGUUUGAGGUAUUCGAACCUACCGAAGCAGUUAGCGGUCGUGUGGAAGAAAAGGCCAAUUACCGCGAUCCCACCAUGCCCCAGUUCCGGCCUCAUGUACUUCUGCAGCCGACGCCCACCCCCCUGGUGUCACAUGUUCAAAUGACUGAGGAUAGCAUUGCCUCUCAACAACCCAUGGAAGCGUCCAAGGAGGAAAUCUCUCAUCGUGGCAAGGACGAGACUGAGUACCGCGAUCCUACAAUGCCUCAAUACCGACCCAACUCAUUCAGAAGUGUCCGCAGCCCCUCGGUCUCUACCAUGAUGGCUGAGACGGCUGGGUAUGAAGAGAAACCGGUACCAAUACUCAUCGAUGAGGCUCUGAUCGAAACCACCAAAUUUAGCGAAGGAGAUCUUGACUGUUGCGAUCCUACGAUGCCUCAAUUCCGGCCAAACUCAAUCCUUGACAGCACCCCCAUUUCCUCUGUCUCCGAUGAACCAGUCCAUGAGCAAGGAGAGCAACCUGAUAUACCCACUGAAGAUGAUAGCACGGAAACCCCCUCACGAGAUGAUCUAAGCGUUGAGUACCACGACCCAACAAUGCCUCAAUUCAAGCCGAACUGGGACGGUCCGGAGUUACCUCGCCUCGGCCAAGCUGGCUCUGCGCUACCGACACAACAGAGCGCUGAGUACCAUGACCCAACAAUGCCUCAAUUUAAGCCGAACUGGGACGGUCCGGAGUUACCUCACCUCGGCCAAGCUGGCGCUGAGCAACCGACACAACAGAACGCUGAGCUGACCAACCUUGAGCCUAUGGAGAUUGAGAAGGAUGAUGAUACAGCUAAAGAAGUCAACGCAGAAAAUACAGAGUCUCCCAGGCAGCUCAAUGAUUCCACUCAGCCUGAGCGUGUCGGAACCGAAGCUCCUGAUACUGAAGAAGUUAGAGACAUGCAGGCUGAAUCGCUCGAGUCUGACAAUGCCCGCGACAGAAUGCCGGAAGCAAAGUUUGUGGAAGUGGAGUCUCCUGAACACAUCCAGCCUGAUAAUGCCCCUGUUACUGAACCUGUGGGCGAGACUUAUCCCGGGACUGAAGAUGAAGAGGUCGACUUUGACCCCAGUGAACCCCUGUCUCAGCCAGCUACUGAGCAAUCUCAAGGAACCCAGGCAGAGGAGCUUCCCCAAGACCAGUUUGACACUCUUUUUGUGCCGGUUGAUCCCAGACCCGCUACAGAGCUUGGCACCAUCGAAACUGGUGCCAAUGAACUUGCCGAGAGUGAUUCCGAAUCUUCCUCUCAGCCAUCUUCUGAGUCAGGUUCUGAGCGCACCCCAACCCCUUGGGGGGAGGAGCUUUACCAUGAUCAGCAUGAUGCACUCUUUGAGCCUAGGGAAGGGUGCAUUCACCAGGUGGCUGCGGAUGAUGCAGCCCUCAAAAUUUCAGGAGUCUCUAAGCUCGACCGGGUCGAGUAUCGCGACCCGACGAUGCCUCAGUUCCGGCCUAAUGUCUUCCUUCCGUACCGCGAUCCUACCAUGCCUCAGUUCCGGCCUAACGCGGUUAUGAUAAUCUCUCCGAUCACUGUCCCUGAGAGAGUGCAAGAAUCAGCUGAGGAGCUCGAUUCCGACUACAUUAUUGAUCGUGCCAUGGAUGUCCUCGAUCAGCUUGAAAGCGAAGAGAGAGCGGGUCUAAAUGAGGAAGUCGUCGAUCAAGUGAUUGAUCUGUGCGAGCAAGUUCUUGAGCAAUCUAGUGCCGAGGAUGAACAGACCGAAGAUCCUCUUGAGCAGUUUGAGGCCAACAACGCUCUCGAACAGAUCGAAGCUGAGACUGAACAAACUGAGAGGCUUCUCAAGGAACUCAACAAUGAACAACUUGAGCGCACCAUGGAGCUAUUCGAGGAAGCCAUUACUGGACAGGCUCUAAAAGAAACUGACAAUGCCCUUGAUGAAAUUGCGGCCGAGGCUGUACAAACUGAGGAGCUUCUCAAGGAGCUUGAUACUGCGCAAACCGAGCGGGUCCUUGAGAUUGCCCAAGACCUUGAGAUCCAUCAUUCACUCGAUGAAAAUGAGAAGACGCUUGAGCAACCUGACAUUGAAGUCGAAUACACUGAAGAGCUCCUUGGACAGGUCGAUGCUGAGCAAACGGAGAGGGUCAAAGAGCUCGUCGACCAGCUUGAAACAGAGAAGGAGAAUGAGCAAAAUCAGGCAAGCCUUAAAGAGAUCAAUGCUGAGAUCGGAAAAACUGAGACGUUGCUCGAGGGACCUGAUCUCAAGCAACAUGAACGCGCAGAGGAGAUCCCUCAGCAACAAGGAUCUCAGCAGGAUGUCACCCUCACUGCUGCGGACAAAUCAUCAGAAAAACCCAUCAAACCACCAGUGGCUGGACAAGCAGUUGAUGUUCCUGAAUCAUUCCUGGAUGAGUUCCCCGAAGACAAAGAGCAAACCCCCCCUUCAGCUGUCCUUCCUGCCGAAGCUGCGGUUGCGGAGGCUGCUGCUGGCGUGCCACUUGCGUCCCACAGAUUUGUGUCAAGGCCAUCCACUCUUGGGUACGCUGAAAUUGGUACCACUGAGAUGCAAGAUACUCCUCAACAGCCUACUGUCGCCGUGGUUGAUAAGGCUCCUGUCGGUGAAUCGAGUAUCAUUCCGAAUGUUCAGCUUGAGCAUCCCGGGAUUGAGCUCGCCAAUCUCGAAGAUGAAGGUCUUGAGGAUGCCGAUGUGGCGUCCGAUGUCCCUUCAGUUGAGCCUACUAUUGGCACUGUCAUUGUCAACUGUGAGACGUGGAUCGAGCAUACUGAUCUUGGGAAUAUCGCCCUGGAGACCCCUGCUUCUGUUGUUCAGCGAGCGGCAGAGGAAACUUCGAGCCAUGAGCCAAUCGUCCAAGAAGCCCAUCCAGAGUUCCCCAACAUUGAGCACGCCAACCUUGAAGACGAAGGCCUUGAAGAUAGCGAGUUGCAAGCGGACAUCGCUUCCGCUGAACCCGCGGCUGAGCCAGUCGUGAUCAACUGCGAGACUUGGAUCGAGCAUGCUGACGUUGAGGAUGCUGGAGUUCAGGUCCAGGUGCCUCAUGUUGUGUCUUCCGGUGAGGAGACGACCAUGGAAUCAACCGUGAUCCCUGUUCAAUCAUCACACGGAGAAAUUCUUGCUGAGAAGUCUUACAUUCCCCUUGCUGAACCUACGCCCAUUUCUGAAUGUAUCGCUAAACCUUAUUACGAGGAUCUGGCUGCCACUGAAUCUCAAUCCGAGCAAGAGACCAGCACCAAUGAGCCAAUGAUCGAUAGCGAUAUCGACAAGGAUGAGCCUUUGGCUUGUCAGGUUUCGCAUGAGCAAGAUGCGAAUUUUGAAGAGCAAGAUACUCUUUCCGAAGUGGUUGAUCGAAGCUUGGGUGAUGCUCCUGGCACUGAAGACACUGAUGACUCGACUGGAGAUGUGGAUACAACUAAUGCCGAUGGGCCUCUCAGAGUCGAGUCGCUUGAUAACCUCAGUCGAUCCGCGGAGGCUAUCGAGAACAAGCUGAGGGAGCCCCUCGGAGUUGAGUCUGCCACUGGCGAGGAUGAGAAGGCCGAGGGUGAGGAAGUGAUACCAGCUACAGAUCCAGUCGAGGAACCGUUGCCUCUGGAACUCGAGGCAAAUAUCGAGGAGACUGGAGACUUUGACAAGACUCCACUUGCCAUUCCAUCGGCCAAACACGAGGAUGUGAUCGUGGAACAGGAAAUGCUUCAGAACAUCCCAGCAGCUGCCCUUUCUGACCUGUGUCUCCUUGAAGAGAUUGUCCCUGACCAGCCAAUAUCUGCCCCGGCAAUCCCCCUCAUCACCCAAGAGAUAUCAGAGCCAGCCCAGCAACUGUCUGACAUCAAUUCCUGUCAAGUAUUCAGAGUCAGUCCUCGCGGCUCUGUCGACACCAUCCGCGGUUCGGAUGUUGACGAGGAAGAAGCUCCUGAGCUGUAUGCUCCUCCGCCAACGGCUGGUUUCUUCGGAUUCCAUCACUAUCACGAGAACAAGUGGGCUAAGGUCGGCUUGUUCGAAGUCUUGAUUAACUCGACCUCUCGUCGGUUCAGUCUUCCCCUUCAGUCCUUGUUGCACCGUAAGCAUAGGUCCGACGCUUGUCCGUAAGCGACAUUAAUUGGCAACAAAAAACU